Molecule: messenger RNA, 8869 nt
Organism: Cyclopterus lumpus (lumpfish)
Lineage: Eukaryota; Metazoa; Chordata; Actinopteri; Perciformes; Cyclopteridae
Gene: mbnl1
Product: muscleblind-like splicing regulator 1
Exons: 12
Coding region: 4032-5318 (428 amino acids)
Molecular function (GO): metal ion binding
Source: RefSeq, a predicted model, not a curated record
GUGUGUCGCUCUGUCCAUGUAUGCUAAACAAGAGAUCUAAUUGUGUCUCAGAGGUUUGCUUUCAGAGGAAUCAAUAGGCGUUGUUUGCUGCGUGUUCCUCGCAAACUUUCAGAACCACGUUAUUUAAUCCAGUAAAAAAUGAGUUGAGCUAAUAUUUGAGAGGAGAUGACGACUUGAUACUGAUGAUGACAAGGAGGUCAAUAACAACACCGUCAAUGGUGAUACUCAAACUAGCAAGAAUUGACAGAUUAUAUUUGUGCAGCUCCUUGUGGUGCAUGGCUGUCCACGUGAACUUAUUUAAUCUAUAACUUCCACUAAUAACAAACCAAACUUAAGUAUAGAUGAAAUGCGUAUUAAUAAUUUAUUUUUAAUGCAGGCAAUGCGCUGUUGCCCUCGCCGUUUUACUGGCACAGCAGAGCUACGGUGGAUAGAGAAGCAGCCCUCAGCCUCUCAAUAUGUGUGUGUCAGAGAGAAAAAAAGGGAAGAACAUGCUCAGGUGACCAUAUAUGUACUAGUGUGUAUGUGUAUGUAAAGGUCAGUGAGGGCAAUAUUGACAUGCUAUAUUCUGAGCACAUGUGGUGUUGCAUUUCCUCAGCGUCACUGAGAGGACCUGUCUCAGCACACUGUCACCCUGACUCCACCUCUGUCAAUAUGCUGAAACCACUGCUUUUACUGAGCGGCUCCUUUCUCUGCAGUCAAAGCUGAAAACACGAGCUCCGACUAGAAGCGAGGGUUUGUUACAAUACAACGAGUAUCAUUUCAUCUUAAUCUCUACUCCUACUGCAGCCGCUAAGUUAUUAUUUCCAAUGCGAUGAGUAGAGAGCCUCCAGUAACUCGUGACCUGUGGUGUUAAGACAUGCUAAACUAGACUAAUAAUGUGCCGCUCGGCCAUUUUUCAGGAACUCGAGGUUACCAUAACUGUGAACCACUCUAGCAUUUAGUCACAACGUCAAGACCAGACCAGGUUCGAAACAAGCAUGUUGAUUUGAUUGCUAUAACAUUUUCAAUCGGUUGAGACAUGCCUUAAUAACAAAACAGCUCUCCGUGUCCAAGGAAACAUUAUAAUCUCUGUGCGUCAUAAAUCGGUGGCAGUUAUGCAUAGUUUGCGCUUUCAGUGGAGGUUAAGCGUCUAUUUCUACAGCGUCUUUGGCUCGUUCAGAACUGAUUCAGUUUUGUGACUCAUAACCAACAGAGAGUAAAAGACGGGCAAGCUUUCUUUUUCAUGUCAGAAACUGUUUGUGCCAUUUAGGCAUAAGGUGGGGUCACAUGCCCGUGAGCUGAUGAUGAUCUGCUGAUAUUGAAAACACACACUUCCUCUUCUUGCAGCCAUGUAAUGUUUCUGCCACGUGUCCUAAAGGUUGAUAGGAAGUAUACAGCCGUUUGCUCUCUCUCUCUCUCUCUCUCAUCUCGCCAUCUUCCCUCUCCAGUGUGGUCGACCUUGCACCAGCUUGCAAGACCUUGGAGUCUGAGGGAGUUGCUGCUGAGGAUGCUGGAAGAGAAUGCAGGCCAGACAGUCACAUUGAGGGCACAAAGGCAGAGGCGUGGAUGGAGUUAGGGAGAACGGAUCCACUGGUUAAAGCAGUUCAAAUUCUGCGGUUUAGAGUAGAUAAGUAGAUCAUAUUAAUAAGUCAUCUAUUUGAAAUGGAUGCUGUGAGCGCAAAGAGCACCAACAGUUAAGUGGAAUUAGAUAGAGGGAGUGGCAUACUGACAAGAAAGACUGUAGAGAUGAAGAAAUCAAUAGGGGAAGGACACCCAUGUCCAGACAUGAUGGAUCAUAAUGAGCGCUCAUUAUCACUCUGGCGCUGUCUUAUGCCGUACCACAUUGUCUGUCUCUCACAGAUAUGUGCUCAUCUGACUCUAAUAGAAACCAUAGAAACAGAUUAGGCAGCCAGACAGAACGCAGGGGGUGUUUUCACAGUCAUCACAUUUUCUCAUUUGAUUGAAAAACAAAUCAAAUAGCACCUUCAAUUUGAAACAUGUUAUAAUACAUCUCUUCCAUCACAUUAGUUCUUCAACUUAUUACAGAGUAUAUCUGGGUUGUAAAACUGUGUUGCCAUCAGCCCCAUCAGACUGAGCUGUAGCAAUAAACACAACCAACAUUAUAUGAUAUCCAAGGGCAUACAGUGUUGGAUGGAGAGAUUAGACUUGGCUGACUCAGCAUUUUCACAGCAAUGAAGAUCAAAUUGUGAAAUCUUAUUUCAAAACACAAAGUUAAAUCAGGACACACUUUGUCAAAUUAGUAAUGUCUACCUUCUAAAGUGCAUGAUAUGGAAGAUGUGUGUGUUGUGUGUGUGUGUGUGUGUGUGUGUGUGUGUGUGUGUGUGUGUAUUGUAUGUUGGGCUAGGGCAGUUGUAGAGCUUGUGUUAUGAUUACGCUUGCGCUCCAAAGGUCACUUGUAGCAGUAAUGCUAAUUUUGCUAUAGUAGGGGUCACUCAAGGUGAAACUAAGCAGUCCCCCCCUUCACUCUGUAACAUAUAUCCAUGUUGCUGGGUCAUCAUGGCCGUACUGCUGCAGAGCUCUGAUAUAGUGUGUUGCAGCGUUGCAGUGCUGUAAAGAAGCGGUUCUUAGCGUUGCUGAAGGUGCAAAUGCUGUUCUGGGGAAAGCGAUUUCUCUACACAGGGUGUGGUGAGUUACCCUGCCUGUGCGAUAAGAGCCGACUAGGCCCACGGGGGCCCAGUCGUCCAAAUUCCCCUCGCAAGACCCGUACAAUGGAUUCACCAAAAACGUCUGCCAAAAUUGUAUAUAAUCAUAAAUAAAUAAAUGAAAACUCUUCUGCAUUACUGUUUGGCUUAUGAGUGUACUACACAUAUGUUCAAGUUUCUAUCUGUUUGAGAUCAUGGCACAGUGAUCAUGAUGGUGCUUUUUAUUUAGAAAUGAGUUUAUGGACAAUCAUAUUAUCUGGAAUCGUUCAUGAAAGUUGUUUGCUUGAAAGAAAUGUGUAAUUUCUUUGCGAGAAAUCAGGUAGUCAUAGAAAUAGUGAGUAAAAUGAUCAGUCUCUCUCUCUCUCUCUCCCUCUCUCCCUCUAGCAGCAGGCAGGUCAGCCUCCUCUUUGCUCCUCCCCCUGUUCUCACCUGGCGCUCAGCCCAGAAUGUUGCUGCAACUCUGCAAACUCUCAUUGGUCCCCACUCUCACACCGCUUUGCAAGAAGGGAAAUGACUAACCUCUUCUCCCUCCUGCCCUGCCUCGACUUCCCCUCUGCUUUCACUCUCUUCCCUUUCUUUCACCUCUGAACACAUUUGCAAUGGCCGGCUUUGCUGUACUCGACUAGGAAGUGCCUUCCCUGAUGUCUGCUGCAGCUUCGACCUGCUUCUACAGCUGAAGCUCCACCCUCCCCCCUGCCUUGCUCGCUUGCUGCCACGGUAACACGAGUACAAGGACAGCGGCCAAACCCUCCUCGCAGCCUACGCUCUGACCCGCUCGUCCAUCACCACCACCACCAGCCACUCCUCGCCGCAGAGGCUCCAGCCUCAGCUCUGCCAUUUGCCCUCCACCAGCUGAGCAGCCUUACCACAGCAGCCCAACACACCACCAGGCCCACGCAGCAUCUCACCCACCUUGCCUUUAACCUUCGCCUUCAACCCUCUAAGCCUCCACUUGGUCCUCAGCGCCCAUAACCUUCCUGUAGCAGGCUACACCCAGACUGUCACCUUUGUUGCCUGCCUCACUGCACCUUACCACAGGGCUCACGGUUUGGUUUGGCUUUUUGCCUCGUUGGCUUGUGAACGUUAUAGUUGAGUCAGGCCACGAGCGGCAGCUUCGUUGUUAGGCUAAGUCGUCUUCUGGAUACAAACACGUCUGCUGCGGUUGAUUGAUCGGGCAAGAUAUCCAAUAACAUUCGUCCUGCAACAUUUCACUUUGGAAAAGGAGCCCUUUCAAUCAAUAGUAACUAUAGUUUGAGUGUUUUAUUUUAACGUCUUUAACUAACUGAUAAAUAAGCAAAAUACCUUUUUAUAGUUGUGGAUUAAAACACACGUACUUUAUUCACGCUUGAACAGAUUUCAGCUCGGAAUAACUAUUGCCAGCGUGUUGCCAUGGCGAUGAACAUGGCACACAUCCGCGACACAAAGUGGCUGACACUCGAGGUGUGUAGGGAGUUCCAGAGGGGCACGUGCUCACGCUCGGACCAGGAGUGCAAGUUCGCUCAUCCGGCCAAGAGCUGUCAGGUGGACAACGGACGGGUCAUCGCUUGCUUCGACUCACUCAAGGGCCGUUGUUCCAGGGAGAACUGCAAGUACCUGCACCCCCCUCCCCACCUAAAGACCCAGCUGGAGAUCAAUGGCAGAAACAACUUGAUCCAGCAGAAGAACAUGGUCAUGCUCGCCCAACAGAUGCAUCUCGCCAACGCCAUGAUGCCUGGCACGCAGCUACCACCUAUGGUGAGAGGACACACACGUAUGAACAUACCACAGCUACUGCCCAUGCCCAUGUUCUCAAUGAGUCCAGGCAUGGCCACCAACGCCAGUGCAGCAGCAGCUGCAGCAGCAGCCUUUAAUCCAUACCUGAGUCCCAUGUCACCAGGCCUGAUGCCCCAAGAGCUAAUGUCCAGCACCCCUGUCCUCAUGGCCUCCAGCCCCACCGUCGGCCAAGUCCCCAACUCUGCCGCUGCUGCAGCCCAGAAACUGCUGAGAACCGAUAGACUUGAGGUGUGUCGGGAAUAUCAGAGGGGCAACUGCUCUCGGGGGGAGACCGACUGCCGCUUCGCCCACCCCUCAGACAGCACCAUGAUCGACACCAACGACAACACCGUCACCGUGUGCAUGGACUACAUCAAGGGCCGAUGCUCUCGGGAAAAGUGCAAGUACUUCCACCCGCCAGCCCAUCUGCAAGCCAAAAUUAAGGCUGCGCAGCACCAGGUGAACCAGGCCACAGCGGCCGCGGCCAUGACUCAGUCGGCUGUCAAAUCACUGAAGCGACCCCUCGACGCAACCUUUGACCUGGGUAUCUCCCCUAGUGUCAUGGCUCCCAUGCCCAAGCGGGCAGCCCUGGAGAAGGCCAACGGGGCCUCUGCCAUGUUUAACACCAGCAUGCUCCAGUACCAACAGGCCCUGGCCAGCAUGCAGUUUCAGCAGCAGGCUGCUUUCCUCCCAUCAGGCUCAAUAUUGUGCAUGACACCUUCAGCCAGCAUUGUUCCCAUGAUGCACGGUGGUAGUCCAGCCUCUGUGUCUGCAGCCGCCUCAUCUGCCACAAACCCCUUCGCAACCCCCUCCACCAAUCAGGACUCUUCCUUAUCAAAGUUGACUACCAACGAAUACAUGCAAUUGAUUCCAAUAAUAUCUGCAGAUCAUCUGAGUAGUCACAAGUACUUGACUCAAAUGUAGUUCCUCUCAAGAACAAUCAAAUGAAUGUGUGCUGCACCGUCCAAGCCAAAAGAGUUCAGCCUUUAUGUACAUAACCUUCAGAAUGUCAAGCAGCGGGACGGGGAGGGUCUGCCAUCUCUUAGCCGGUCCACGAUGAUGGUCUCAUCACAUGUGUAAUCAUCAAAGGUGCGACACACGAUCUGUGCCAUCUGCUCACAUAUCAAUAAGAAGAAUUUGUUGUUAAAUUCAAAGUCCAGCUGAGAGAAGAAGAUAUCUUGGUGCUGGGGUCAGUGUGUCUCUCCCUCUGUGGGAAUAGUUCACAUUACACCUCUGCGUCUGGCGAAAUCAUAUCCCUCAAUUUGUUCUAAUUAUUAUCAUUACCGCACGCACGGAAGGUCAAGAGCGCGGUUGCAUAAUAGCAACAUCCAGUGCUGGUACGUUUAUUAGACCAAGAUUUGUCCUUUUUUUUUUUUUUUUUUGUUCUGCUUUAUUAUUAUGUUUUGAUUGAUAGCCAUAUUUUAAUAGUUUACAAGUCUAAUGCAAACAUGCAGCUUGAAUUUGAAUCAAAAUCUGAAAGGCACAAUGAUUUUAACAGGAAUUGUAUUCGCCAAAAGAAUUGGGCAUGUACAGUGUUGUGUUUUUACGGCUACUAGUGAAACUAGAUGCUGAAAUGAGGGUCGUGGACGUAUGAAUGUUCUGGGGAAACCAACAUACCUGUGUACCUUGAAAGCACAGCCAGGCUAGCUUUUCUCACCUCGUCAUGUGCCAUCAAGGCCAUACAGCUAAAACCAGAGUGUUAUCUCAGCAGUGUUAUUUGUUUACUGAAGGUAAAAGUUUUGUAUGGCUCUUUUUGUAUUGUUUUGUUUUCAGAAUCUCCAUUGUGGGGGCUUCUUUUUAUUUUGUUGUUGUUUUUGAACUUUUCAUUUCUCUAAUUAAUCAGUUUAAGAAGUUGGGGUUCUCGCCAAAUAUUUGUUAUUCAUUUGUUUAUGUUUUUUUUCUUUAAAUAUCAAAUUGGAGGCUUUUUCUAAAGUUUGUCGUACCUCUUUUCAUAGACUAGUGUUGUUUUUGUUGGGAUUAAGUUGUUGCUCAAGUCCAUCGACUAUAAAGCGUGGCGAAGUAGAGGGUGUAGUUUCAGUUGACACCGUGUUACCUUGUUCUCCCUCGUUUAAAGAGGAGCUACUCUAAAACUGUGCCUCCAAGAAGCACUGUUGAGCCAUUGAUGGGGAUUUAAAACAACAGACCUGAAGGUCUAUUAGGUCAUUUAAACCGCAUGUGCACUUGAAUGAUCAUUUGUCUGGUCACCCUGUUUUAAUUUCACAUCUCAUCCUGUGUGAACUUUCGCUUUUUUUGAGGAAAAGCAGCAUAUUAUUAUGUUUGUAUUUCCAAGCAAAACACAAAGGUUCUCAUUCACUUGUAGAUCUGACUACACAAACCAAAGCACACUUUUUUCUCUCAAUCAUAUUCACAAAUGGUUACAGAAGCAUCUCUCAAGAGGCUUAAUUAAGGAAUUUUUUUUUAAAUCAUCUUUCAUUUAUCAUCAAUUCUAUGAUCACAUCUCUUUUUUCUGUUUUCACAGAGGUGUGUCGUGUGUCUUUACUGAUUGUAAUGUACCUAACGAAGCCUUAGAUUACAAUUAAUGGGUCCUAGCCCAAUCAAAUGUACUUUCAAUCACCGUGCAGGUAAAGAACACCAAUGAUGUUUUAUAGGUCUGUCACGUACCGCUUAUUUUUGUUCUUUCUCUCUGUGUAAAAGUAACAAUUACUCUCUUAAAUUUCAUUGUGUUAUGUACUACUUAAGGAUUUGAAUCUAUUUGAGGUAUGUAGUUGUAGAUUUUUCUUUUUUUUGCCUUACUAUAUAUUACUUGACGACAUUGAUAUAGCCGUAGUAGAUUUUGAGAUAGUAUGACAUUCAUAACUUUUUCAAACCAUAUAAUGGAUAACGUGUCAGUUUUAAAUAGUCACUUCAUUCAUAGAGCUGGAUGUCUUUUUUUCAGAUGAUGUUACAUUGUCAGUUGAUUUUGUGAAUGAAAGAUUGUUUUGAUACAAGGAACGAGAUCCGUUGAUUUGCUGCCACUGCAGCAUCUCCGAGCAGACAAAAAAACUAAUGUUUUAACCAACUUCAUUUUUUCUCCUUGUAACAUGUCAAGAUCAUGUUUGAAAAUAUAUUGUAUUGAAAUAUAGAUUGUCCAUGUUUUAGAGUAAAAAUUAUUUUCUACUGUAUCCAUUUAAAAAAAAAAGAAGAAAAAAAAAAAAGAUAUGUACUUCUGUUUGAAUAUUUCUUAAGUUUGCCCUGAAUGUCAGGCCAAAACGAGCAGUGAGGUUGACGGGUCUUUGGAUGUUUGUUGGAUAGUGAGAUUAGGAGCGAGAAAGCAAAGACUUUUCCACACUGGAGAGGUCAGAAAUGCUGCAGAUGAGGAGUUCUAACCUAAGGGACGAAGGUUGACUUUUUGCACUUCUGUAUAUAGUCAAAUGAACAGAGAAAAAAAUGUGUAUCAUAUUGAGAUAUUAUUUUGAAUAAAAAAAGAUCUAUAAUUAUAAGGAAUUUUGUUAGAUUAAUUUAAAUUCUUGAAUUAGAAGACCAGCUAAAAAAUAUUGCUUGCAAAGAAGGGCACUAGUUUCUUGGCCAAUGCAUUCAGAGAAAGCUAUGCGCUUUUUGUCUUAUUUUAUCAGUAGUAUUGCCAGGGAAUGUCGAAGGGGAAUAGAUAUCGCCAUGUCAUGCUUACUCCAACCCUCCUGUGGGAUGACAUAUCCAAUAAUAUCCAUAUAUCAUUUGUUAGACUUGGUCUCACAGUAUUGCCGCUCCCAUGGUACAGUUGAAACAUUAAACCUUCAAAAUGUGUAUUAUAUUAUCAUUUUUAAUUUGACUGCAUGUAAAAGUAAAAACAUGUAAACAAAAUAAAACACGUAGUUAUGUGAAGAAAGAUAACACAUUGAGAUUACAGAACACAGAAAUACGUUGGGGUUUCUUUGCAAAUUACACGUACAGUCUAUAACAUCCACAGCGGGGGGAAAUAAUACUUCACAAACAAGUAAUUUUACUCUUGUAAUAACAAUAUUUUCCAUGCAAACGUGUUAUUUAAAGAAUGAUCAAAUAUUAGCACUCAUCCACCCCAGAUACUUUCUCAUAGCCAUAUAAUUACAGUCGACACUGACUCACGGGAAGUUCUUCCUGCUAUCAUAGCCGUGCACUCAGCAGGUGAAGGCUCGCCACACCAAAUGCGUAUUUUGGCAAAUGCAAAUUAGUCUUUGAAAUGAAUGUAACGGUCAACUGGUCGUCAUGUUUCUGACCCGAGGCUGCUGUGUUGAGUUGCUACAGAACCAAAGCCCCAUCCUCUCUGAGCCAGAUGUUCAGUCUGCUGGCUGGAGCCAUGGUCUCUCUUCCCUGCUGGGGGCACAUGUAUGCUUUGACUGCUUUUUACUUGUAAGUGCAACCAUCCAUUAUGUAUUUGCUAACAGUUGCCACACAAUAAUGUACUAUUCUGUCUUCAGAUUUGUUAAUGCACAUUUUAUUGCUGCCAUAAUUGACUCUGAAUCUGAAAUCUGAAUAAAACAAUAUUUGAUUUGCUCAUGCAA